This is a messenger RNA of Labeo rohita (rohu), 1530 nucleotides long. It is a transcript of the gene pnp5a, whose product is annotated as purine nucleoside phosphorylase 5a. Gene Ontology annotation, cellular component: cytoplasm. Gene Ontology annotation, molecular function: purine-nucleoside phosphorylase activity. The transcript has 6 exons. Bases 200 to 1081 code for a protein of 293 amino acids. NCBI's taxonomy places the organism in Eukaryota, Metazoa, Chordata, Actinopteri, Cypriniformes, Cyprinidae. The record is from RefSeq and is a predicted model, not a curated record. Gene Ontology annotation, biological process: nucleoside metabolic process.
AGCGACGCUUCAGGAAUUUUAAAGAGCGUUUAUUCACUCUCGCGUUUUAUUCGACGUGGCUUUGUUUUAUUUUUAUCUCCGGUGUUUGUUUCAUCGGUAACUUAGUUCGUCGCGGACUUUUGUGUUUACCAUCCGUCGCUAUAAAAACAUCGAUAUUUCCGUUCCAUAUUCUUGAAGGAUCUGACCAGCGAUUUCAAUCAUGUUUCCUGAGAGCAGCACUGGGUACAGUUUUGAGGACUGCCAGGCCACAGCGGACUGGCUUCUUUCCCAGACUGCAGUGCGUCCUCUGGUGGGCAUUGUGUGCGGAUCUGGUUUGGGUGGACUGGCUGAUGCCUUAAAAGACCAGGUGGCCUUCAACUACAGGGACAUCCCCAACUUCCCCCAAAGUACAGUGCAUGGUCAUGCAGGACGGCUGGUGUUUGGCACUUUGAAGGGCAGACCUUGUGUCUGCAUGCAGGGACGAUUUCAUCUUUAUGAGGGAUAUCCGAUCCAAAAGAUCACAAUGCCAAUGCGGAUAUUCAAACUGUUGGGUGUGGAGACCGUGAUUCUCACCAACGCUGCUGGCGGCUUGAACCAGGACUAUAAAGUAGGCGACAUCAUGAUCAUCAAAGAUCACCUCAACAUGCCUGGAUUUGCUGGAAACAACCCUCUGGCUGGACCCAAUGACGAAAGGUUUGGUGUUCGUUUCCCCUGCAUGUCUGACGCAUACGAUCGAGAGCUUCAGCAGCUGGCAUUCGACGUGGGUUCAGAGCUCGGUUUCAGCGACUUCCUACGAGAGGGAGUGUACUGUGUUUUAGGAGGACCGUCGUUUGAGACGAUUGCAGAAUGUCGAAUGCUACACAAGCUGGGAGCUGAUGCCGUCGGCAUGAGUACGGUUCAUGAGGUGAUCGUGGCACGGCACUGCGGGAUGCGCGUCUUCGCUCUGUCUUUGAUAACUAAUAAGGCGGUGAUGGACUAUGACAGCGAGGAAAAGGCCAAUCAUGAGGAAGUUCUGCAGACGGGCAAACAGAGGGCGGAGCAGCUAGAGAGGCUGGUGUCCACCAUAGUCACCCGGCUAGAACACAACAAUAAUUUUGCUUAAGACUGUUCUCAGAUCAGUCACAGACCAAAGAACGCAGACUCAUCUGUGAAUGAACAUUUCAGUUAUGGUUUCAAAAACUCUGUUAUACAGGUGAAUUCCACUUAUUUAUAUUUGUUGAAUCUUUUUAAAGCCUUUUAAAGCGUUCAUUCAGUUUUGGUCUGUGAUAUUUUGCUCUUAUGUAUAUAAACUCGGUCAACAGGACAGUACUUGUGUUUCUCUCUCUCUCUCUCUCUCUCUCUUUCUUCAGAAAAGAAAAAAUACAAAUAAUUGUUACAUUCCUCUGAAUGCUAGAACUAAUGUUUCUUUUGUCUAAGUUAAUGUUUACUAUUUGUUACUAUGUCUUAAUUUAAAAAUUGAAUUCUCUGUAAAACUUUGAUUGCUUUGUAGUAUUUGUCUGUAUUUGUCUAAUGUGUUUUUUAACAUUUAUUAGUAAAAUUGACUAUUUAUUA